Diaporthe amygdali is the source of this 1992-nucleotide messenger RNA. Its product is annotated as f-box domain-containing protein. The transcript has 2 exons. The record is from RefSeq and is a predicted model, not a curated record. Lineage: Eukaryota; Fungi; Ascomycota; Sordariomycetes; Diaporthales; Diaporthaceae. The coding region runs from base 1 to 1992 and encodes 663 amino acids.
AUGAAGCUCAUGCGAUUCUUCAAGAAGCGCAAGCAGCGCAACAAGAGCGAGGCCCCUGGCGCCGAGGUCUUUGGCAAGAAGUACAGGCAGUUCGGCGGCAGCAUGCCCGCGCAGCCUCGAUUUUACACCGAAGAUGACUACCUCCAGGCUCGUCAACAGCGCCCGUACUCGCCCAAUCGAGCUUCUGCUGCCAAACUUGCUGCCCUCCCCGCCCCUGUGCUCGAGCGCAUCUUCGCCUUCGUCUGCCCCCACACCCAGGACUGCUCGUACGAGACCCAGGAGCAGAGUUCCAUUGAGGACGCAUGCAUGCUCUGCGACCUGCGUGACCUGUCGCAUUGCGUCCAAGUCAACCGCAGGUGGUGCAAGACGGCGCCCAAAGUCAUGUAUCAUGGCAUCCGAAUCGAAACAGUACACUAUUGCGACCGCGAGGCACUGCUAGCCGACAAGCGCAAGCGCAGGACCUUCCUCGACCGUAACGGCGAGCCUGAAGACACAUCCCAGAAGCGGUUGAAGCUAUUAUGCAGAACACUCCGCGAAGACCCCGCGCGCCUAGGCCCCCUCGUGGAAUUCUUCAAGCUACCCUACAUGCUGAGAGAGUCAUGCCAGGCCGACAUAGCGCGCACUAUAGCAGUGCUGCCAAACUUGCGAUAUGUCGACCUUCCCGAGGGCUUAUUCCAGGACGAUAAUCACUUCAUCACAUUGCGAAUGGAGGUGGAAGCAAGAUGUCUCAAUCUUCGGAAAAUGACCUAUAUGCAUGGAUCUGAGAGAAGUCUGGAGCGGAUUGCAAGUGGGCAGGUGUUCCGCAACCUGGAGGUCCUGGAGCUCAACAACAUGCAAAUGGAUGGCACCAUUAUCCUGCACGCUCUCGGCGCUCUUGGAGGCUUGCGCGCCCUUAAAAUCACCAACUCGAGCGUUGUCAACGACGACAUGAUCGCGCAUGACAAUGAGAUGCUUCCGGCGUUUCCAGCGUUGGAGGAGCUCAUUCUGGAUAAUGUUCCUGGGAUCACAUCCCAGGGACUGAGGAACUAUCUGACCCGUGGUGACGCAUCGCGUGCGCUCAAAGUCUUGAAUCUUGCCGAGACGGGUGUCAAACCUUGGAAUCUACAAGACAUCUUGGCAGUAGCCCCGAUGCUCAAGCGGCUCACGAUAAGCUACGAGGCUUCGACGUCCCUUCCCUUGGCUGCCGGCACGCCCCAGGUCCCACCCUUGGCUUCCAGUUCCCUCGAGAUCUUUCACUACGAAGUUACAUCUGCGCCCUCGUCCAGCCCGUACUCCAACAUCCUUCCAUCCUUCUACAACUACCUCUCCGGAUCUCUCCUCAUGGGCGGUCUGCCUAAUCUCCGUGCUCUCUACGUUCGGAAUGCCAAGUUUCCAGACACCCUCCUCAACCUACCUCCUCCAGCACCCAAGUUCGCGGCCGAUACUUACAAGAGACCUGGUAGCAGCAGCUCCCAAACCUCUUCCGCCUUCUCUCGCAAUGGUCUUGGCUCACCCGGUUUCCCCGGAGGCUUCCAGAAUGGCGGCGGUAGCUACAACCCCUUCCAGGAUCUACCCAAGAAGCCCUUCGCCGGCGCAGGUCACAACCCACGAUUCAGCUCCAACAACCCAUUCGCGUCACUGGCGGGUCCUAACGGGCCUAGCGGGCUCCCACAGACCCUCGAAGUCUUCACCAAAGGCGACGAUGAGCUGAAUUGGGGAAUGGUCAAAGUGGAUCCUACGCAGAGGAGCACGGAUGUCGAGGCCGCUGCACGUCCGUCCAGUAGCUAUGGAUUGGACAACAGCGAUAGCGGCUGGAACUCUCGGGCCGGGGCUCGCAGGUCGGUUUUCAUGGGAAAUGGCACCGGUGGCUUCCUGGCUGUUCCCGGCUUGCCGGAAGCCAAUUCUGGUGCUAGAAGGGGCAGCGCGCCGACCGUGGGCGGGGGCGACGAGUGGCCGCGGCCAAGCACUGCGACGCAUGAGAAACGCUCCUCAAGAAUCGACCUCUGGCGCUGA